GCCAUUUCCGGUGGGGUUUUAAUUUGAAAGACCCUUCCCGGUAAUGACGUUUCCGGAAGCCUGCCCUUCAGCGGGAAAGCGGAAUGUUGACGUCCUGUGAAUGAAAGUGACAAGUGAGUUAAAAUGGACAAAGCAGACGCGGACAAAAAGCGUCCCCCGCCGGUAAAGGUCUUAUCCGGCCAGUUAAGAACAGCGACUGAGACGCGGGGGACUUCCGGCGAGCAGAGCGGUGCCGGGUGGCUGCUGAAGCUGAGCAGGAGUCGCCUCCUGCCGGCGUCCCUGGUGUGGAUGCAGGGCACCGUGAUGGAAGUCCAACUGGAGCUCAACAGUGUGCUGCUCAUGGACGACACGGGCACGUUCACCGUCCAGGGCGUUAACAACAUCCCUAAAGGCAAACCGUGCUUGUCGUCAGGUAAAUACGUGAUGGUGAUGGGCGCCGUCCAGGCUGUCUCCCCAGAGCCGGUCAUCCGCGCCGUGAAGAUGGCGGAUCUCUCCGAGCAGGCGGACCUUCACAGGAAGAUGUGGACCCUGGAAGUGGAGGAGCUGCAGCAGGUGUUAGUGCCAGGAUGAUCAUUGGGAGCAGGGGAGUCAAACGUGCGGGCCUUAACAGGUUUUUAGCCGACCCGCGAGGUGAAUUUGCUUAGUAUAAAAAUGAGCGGAAAUUUUUCGAAUGAAAUUAACUGGAUUCCGCAAUAGCAAAUCUUUGUAUCCGGGCAUGACCUAAGAGAAGGCGGAGCUAUACAAAAUGUGGAUUGUCAAAUAUGUUGUUGGUAAUGUAACCUGUGAUAUUUAUACCAAAAUAAAUGCCUUA
This is a messenger RNA of Nerophis ophidion (straightnose pipefish), 811 nucleotides long. RefSeq names its product RecQ mediated genome instability 2 (gene rmi2). The record is from RefSeq and is a predicted model, not a curated record. Gene Ontology annotation, cellular component: cytosol; nuclear speck. Gene Ontology annotation, biological process: regulation of sister chromatid segregation; negative regulation of double-strand break repair via homologous recombination; DNA repair. The transcript is spliced from 2 exons. NCBI's taxonomy places the organism in Eukaryota, Metazoa, Chordata, Actinopteri, Syngnathiformes, Syngnathidae. The coding region runs from base 124 to 570 and encodes 148 amino acids.